GGUCGAUGCGCGCAUGUAUACAAUUCAGUGGCGAGAAAACGCGAUUGCCAAUAGUAAAAUCCAUCGAUAAUAGGUGGAAAAUUAAAGUAAGCGCAGCCGAAAUCGAAAAUAAAACAAAAAAUCACUUAAUUAAUACAGAAACCCAAUGAAAAUGUGAUUUAAAAAGAACUGCAGCUGCAAGUCCUGAUGCCUGCCGAAGGUUAGAGCGAGACGACGCUACUUACUCGAGUGUGUGUGUGCAAUUUGUUGAUAGUAUUUUCUGUUGUUGUUGUAAAAAUGCUCCGCUUGCAGGCGUGCAACAGCAACAACAAGACCUGAAACAACAAAACUACGCGGCGAAUGCCGGCAAAACAAAAACGCGUAAGCGAUUGAUGCGAAUAGCGUAAAACAAAAGAAUCGAAAGCAAUAAUCGCCGAAGAAUACAUAACAAAAGUGGAGUGGGCAAAAGUCGCGUGUAAGUGUUUGCGUCGCGUACCAACGCGUGAGUGAGUGUGCGUGUGUGGGUGCAAAGGAUACGAAUAGAAGGCGCAAUUGGCGAUUGGCGAGAAUCAAGUGCCAAAAUGUUGUAAACAAAUCGAAAAAUUCAAAUAAACCUGAGCCACACAACUCACCUCCGAUCGCAUACGACGGUUUCCAGCCAAUUCAGCGAAAAAUCAAACUGAAAAUGGCCAUCACAACAAACAGAAGCAGCAGGACUUUUUCGAACUGGCUGGUCAGCAGUUGUCUCAUAUUCCAGCUGAUUGGAAGCAGUUGGGCAAGUCAAGCGCUCUCGUUCACCUUGGAGCCGCAGGAUGCCGUGGUGCCCGAGGGCCACUCGGUGCUGCUCCAGUGUGGGGGCACUGCAUCCACGGGACGCGCAGGCAAAGGCAAGGCCAGCUCGCCCAGCUCAGUGAGCAUCCGGUGGCGAGGACCUGAUGGGCAGGACCUGGUCAUCGUGGGCGACACGUUUCGCACGCAACUGAAGAAUGGAUCACUCUACAUCAGCUCCGUCGAGGAGAACCGUGGACUGACGGGAGCCUACCAGUGCCUGUUGUCCGCCGAGGGCGUGGGCAGCAUACUCAGUCGACCCGCACUGGUGGCCAUUGCCCGGCAGCCAGAUCUGAAUCAGGACUUCCUGGAGACCUACCUGCUGCCGGGUCAGACGGCCUACUUCCGCUGCAUGCUGGGCGAGGCCAACUGGCAGGAGGGCGUUAAGCACUCGGUGCAGUGGCUCAAGGAUGACCUGCCACUGCCCGUGGACAAGUUGCGCAUGGUAGUGCUGCCCAACGGAGCGUUAGAGAUCGACGAAGUGGGCCCAUCGGAUCGGGGGUCCUACCAGUGCAACGUGACUUCCGGCAGCUCCUCGCGGCUAAGCAGCAAAACGAACUUGAACAUCAAGAAACCCAGUGAGCCGGGUGCCGAGAACUCAGUGGCUCCAUCGUUCCUGGUGGGACCUUCACCGAAAACCGUGCGGGAGGGCGACACCGUCACCCUGGACUGUGUGGCCAACGGAGUGCCAAAGCCGCAGAUUAAGUGGCUGCGAAAUGGCAUGGAUCUGGACUUUAACGACCUGGACUCGCGCUUCUCCAUCGUUGGAACGGGCUCGCUGCAAAUCUCCAGUGCCGAGGACAUUGAUUCAGGGAACUACCAGUGCCGCGCCAGCAAUACGGUGGAUUCUCUCGAUGCUCAGGCCACGGUGCAGGUGCAGGAGCCACCUAAGUUCAUCAAGGCGCCCAAGGAUACCACUGCCCACGAGAAGGACGAACCGGAACUGAAGUGCGAUAUCUGGGGAAAACCAAAGCCCCUUAUUAGGUGGCUCAAGAACGGAGAUCUCAUAACGCCCAAUGACUACAUGCAGCUGGUGGAUGGUCACAACCUGAAGAUCCUCGGACUCCUCAACUCCGAUGCUGGCAUGUUCCAGUGCGUGGGCACCAAUGCCGCCGGCAGUGUCCAUGCUGCAGCUCGUCUGCGGGUCGUUCCGCAAGGAGUGAAAAUCAAAAAACGAAAAUCCCAAGGCCACUCCACCAAAUCCCUCCAGACCUUUGACAAUCUGACCAAGCGUCGCAAACCCUUCAAUUCGGGUGAGCAGCUGCGAACCAAGUCCGGCGGCAGUUUUCCCUUUCCGGACGAGGACGAUGACCUAGACGACGACGACGCUGGUACGACACGACUGAGGAUGCCUGCCGGAAAGCUUCCCAAAUUUGAGCAGCCGCUCAACGACCGCAGAUUCAAUAUCCUAAAUGCGGGAAGUGCUUUGCCGCUGGAGAACCAAUCCAAGAGUUACGAGGACGAUGACGAUGACUAUGACGAGGACGAUCCAGCUAAGGAGGCUCUGCUGGAGGCCUACAAACAGGGCGAGGACGCACAGAAAAUACUGGACUCCUGGCAGCCGGCCAAGAGCAAGAAAUCCCAGCAGCAAAAACAAUCCCCUGCUUCCCCAGAUUCCCCCGAACAGGAUCCGAGUGCUCCGCAUCCAGGUGCCAAGCCGUUGGACAGCGGACUCCAGGCCCGAUUGCCCAGCCAGCCGCGCGAUCUGGUGGCCCAGAUAGUGAAGUCCCGAUUUGUGACCCUCAGCUGGGUGGAACCACUCCAAAACGCCGGCGACGUGGUCUACUACACGGUCUACUACAAGAUGAACAACAGCGAGAGGGAGCAAAAAAUGGUUACCAAGUCUCAUGACGAUCAGCAAGUCAAUAUUCAAUCGCUGCUGCCCGGCAGAACCUAUCAGUUCCGAGUGGAAGCCAAUACCAAUUUCGGCAGCGGCGCAUCUUCUGCUCCACUAGAAGUGAGUACCCAACCGGAGGUGAACAUUGCAGGUCCACCACGCAGCUUUGAAGGAUAUGCCCGUAGUCACAAAGAGAUCUUCGUCAAAUGGGAAGAGCCCACGGUAACCAAUGGAGAGAUACUCAAGUAUCGAGUCUACUAUUCCGAGAACGACAGUGGUGCUGAUUUAUAUCACGAUAGCACUGCUUCGGAAGCCAUUCUUACGGAGUUGCGUCCCCACACGGAUUACGUGAUUUCAGUAGUGCCUUUUAAUCGAAACGGAAUGGGUGACUCCUCCGCAGAGAUCCGUGUGAAGACGUUUUCCUCCACGCCGUCGGAACCCCCUAACAAUGUUACUCUGGAAGUGACCAGCUCCAGUUCCAUAACCGUCCACUGGGAGCCGCCUGCAGAGGAAGAUCGCAAUGGCCAGAUAACGGGCUACAAGAUUCGCUAUCGCAAGUUCAAGGACGCACCCCAGGUGAAGAGUACUCCUGCCAAUAUUCGUUACUUCGAGUUGAGCAACUUGGACCGCAAUGCCGAGUACCAGGUGAAGAUUGCUGCAAUGACUGUGAACGGAUCGGGACCUUUUACGGAAUGGUAUCGUGCCAACACCCUGGAGAACGAUCUAGACGAGACCCAAGUUCCGGGCAAACCCAUUUGGAUAAGCAUUCACCCUGGUGCCAACAAUAUUGCGCUGCAUUGGGGUCCACCACAGCACCCGGAAAUCAAGAUACGCAACUAUGUGUUGGGCUGGGGCCGUGGAAUUCCCGAUGAGAACACCAUCGAGCUAAAGGAGACUGAGCGCUAUCAUGUACUCAAGAGUCUAGAGUCAAAUAUGGAUUAUGUGGUGUCGCUAAGAGCUAGAAAUGUUAAGGGCGAUGGUCCGCCUAUUUAUGACAAUAUCAAGACACGCGACGAGGAGCCUGUGGACGCACCGACUCCUCUAGAGGUUCCGGUCGGUCUGCGAGCUAUCACCAUGUCCAGCUCCUCGAUUGUGGUCUACUGGAUUGACACGAUGCUGAACAAAAAUCAGCAUGUAACCGAUAAUCGCCACUAUACGGUUAGCUAUGGCAUCACGGGAUCCAAUCGCUAUCGCUACCACAACACCACGGAUCUCAACUGCAUGAUAAAUGACCUGCGACCCAAUACGCAGUACGAGUUUGCAGUUAAGGUGGUCAAAGGGCGCAGAGAGUCCUCCUGGUCGAUGUCUGUAUUGAAUAGUACAUAUCAGAAUGUUCCGGUUACUCCGCCUCGCGAGGUUACUGUACGCUUGGAUGAGUUGAAUCCGCCCACGGUGAUCGUCCAGUGGAUCCCUCCAAAGCAUACUCUUGGUCAGAUAACCGGGUACAAUAUCUACUACACCACCGACACCACGAAGAGAGAUCGCGACUGGGCAGUUGAAGCAUUUGCCGGCGAAGAAACUAUGCUCAUGCUUCCAAAUCUGAAACCUUACACCACGUACUACUUUAAGGUUCAGGCCAGAACCACCAAGGGGACUAAUAAUGCUCCCUUCUCGGCUCUAGUAUCAUACACCACAAGUGCAGCCGUCACCAUGCAGGAGCCUGACACCAUUGCCAAGGGAAUCGACAACGAGAAGCUGCUGUACAUCAUUAUAGCAGCCACUGCUGUGGUGUUACUUGUGGUGCUCUUGGGCGUCCUAUUGCUCUGCCGACGUAAGCCACAAUCUUCGCCAGAACACACAAAGAAGAGCUACCAAAAGAACAAUGUGGGCGUGCCCAAGCCACCAGAUCUAUGGAUACACCACGAUCAAAUGGAGCUGAAAAACAUAGACAAGGGCUUGCACACUGUGACACCCGUCUGCAGCGAUGGAGCCUCGAGCAGUGGUGCCCUCACCCUGCCACGAUCCGUGGUGCACAGCGAAUACGAGGUGGAGACGCCAGUGCCAGGUCAUGCCAAUUCCCUGGACAAGCGGUCCUAUGUGCCAGGAUAUAUGACCACUUCAAUGAACGGAACAAUGGAGCGACCUCAGUACCCGCGCACCCAAUAUAGCCACCAAAAUCGAUCCCACAUGACCAUGGAGGCUGGUCUCUCGCAGCAGAGUCUCACCCAGCCGCAAAGCAACUCGAUGGCGCAGACCCCGGAGCAUCCUUACGGAGGCUACGAUGCCAACUUCUGCAACGCGGGAAAUGCGGCUGCAGGCAAUGGAUGUGUGUCCACCAUUGAAAGUUCUAAGCGUGGUCAUCCUCUGAAGAGCUUCAGUGUGCCGGGUCCACCACCCACUGGUGGAGCCACCCCCGUUAACAAGCAUACUCCCGCCGUCACAAUACGUCCACAAAACCAAUCGCCCUAUAAGAAACCAUCUUUCUCGGCUGCCACGCCCAAUCGUCUUCAGGGCGGUGGCUCGGUAGUGCACUCAACCGAUGAGAUUCAAAGACUUGCCCCCAGCACAUCCACCGAGGAGCUUAACCAGGAAAUGGCCAAUCUGGAGGGCCUCAUGAAGGAUCUGAGCGCAAUCACGGCCAACGAGUUCGAGUGUUAACACUGAAGCCGCCUUAAUAAUGUCCGGCUGGCUGAAAGUAUUAGUCGUCAAACAGUGGAUGUUAAUUGUUUUUUAGUUUCUGUUUUAUUUAAUUAAUUUAACUCGAAUUUGUGAAUUGCA
This is a messenger RNA of Drosophila teissieri, 5362 nucleotides long. It is a transcript of the gene fra, whose product is annotated as neogenin. The coding region runs from base 665 to 5242 and encodes 1525 amino acids. Gene Ontology annotation, cellular component: membrane. The transcript is spliced from 10 exons. NCBI's taxonomy places the organism in Eukaryota, Metazoa, Arthropoda, Insecta, Diptera, Drosophilidae. Gene Ontology annotation, molecular function: protein binding. Gene Ontology annotation, biological process: cell-cell adhesion. The record is from RefSeq and is a predicted model, not a curated record.